CAGAAGUCGACAUGUAGCCCUUUCACAGGAAUAUUCUGAGCCAUGGACACGCAGAGGCCUUUCCUCGAGCCGACCAUGUUUAACUUCGUCAGCGAUAUGGAUUGCGAAGUGCCUCCGGGUUCCGUCUUUGAAGAUGCGGAAGGCCUGGACACUUACCACAUGGACUACGACGGAGCACGCGAGGACCUCACCUCCGCCAUUAACGGGUUUGACUGCACAGGUGCGCGCGCAGGUGAGAGCGGCGCCCGGAGGGCGCCGAAGCGGAAGCGCGUGAUCACGGGCGUGCAGCGGCGAGCCGCCAACAUCCGCGAGCGCAGGAGGAUGUUUAGCCUCAACGAGGCUUUCGAUGAACUCCGGAGGAAAGUGCCGACCUUCGCCUACGAGAAGAGGCUGUCGAGGAUCGAAACGCUGCGCCUGGCCAUCGUGUACAUCUCCUUCAUGACGGAAUUAUUGGAAAAAUGA
Ictalurus furcatus (blue catfish) is the source of this 462-nucleotide messenger RNA. RefSeq names its product fer3-like protein (gene ferd3l). The transcript has a single exon. The record is from RefSeq and is a predicted model, not a curated record. Gene Ontology annotation, biological process: regulation of transcription by RNA polymerase II; developmental process. NCBI's taxonomy places the organism in Eukaryota, Metazoa, Chordata, Actinopteri, Siluriformes, Ictaluridae. The coding region runs from base 43 to 462 and encodes 139 amino acids. Gene Ontology annotation, molecular function: DNA-binding transcription factor activity, RNA polymerase II-specific; RNA polymerase II transcription regulatory region sequence-specific DNA binding; protein dimerization activity.